Molecule: messenger RNA, 2937 nt
Organism: Podospora pseudocomata
Lineage: Eukaryota; Fungi; Ascomycota; Sordariomycetes; Sordariales; Podosporaceae
Exons: 3
Coding region: 1-2937 (978 amino acids)
Biological process (GO): phosphatidylinositol dephosphorylation
Cellular component (GO): endoplasmic reticulum
Molecular function (GO): phosphatidylinositol-4-phosphate phosphatase activity
Source: RefSeq, a predicted model, not a curated record
AUGCCCGGCCUAGCCCGCAAGGUCCUCGUCGCCGCGGCAGUCGACGGCCUACUUCUUCACCCUUUGAACCCUGUCCCCUCCAAAGACGGGAGUCGGCCCCCGCCGUUGCCGCUGGUGAAGAUCAAGUAUGGGAGUAAUGUUUCUGUUUCGACCGUCGGGAGGGAUCACGCACCGCCAGCGACGAGCGAGAGUUUUGAGGCUUAUGGGGUUGUUGGCAUAAUAACAGUGUUUCACUACUCCUACCUCAUCACCGUCACCCGAAGGCAGCAGGUCGCUAAUUUGUUUGGUCGCCACCCCAUCUAUGUCGUCACCGAGGUCGCUUUGACACCCCUCACCUCCCGGCAGGAAGCGGCUGAUUCGAUUGGGAAGACGGCGCUGGCGUUGAAGAACAGGCUGCAGAAGGAGGGGAGCACAAGCCAGUCUACCAGCGGUGACGAAGAAACGGGGGGGUUGGGGAUUGAUGAACUGCCCCGUGACGACGCGGUCGAGUCAGCAACGGAGGACGACGCCAUCGCUCCUCCUGAGAAUACGAGCAGCAGUAGUAUUGCGAAGGAUGUGAUUAGCAGACGGGGGAGUUAUGGCCGUUUUGCGCAGAGGUGGUUUUCCCGCUCCGGGUGGGCGGCGGAGAACAAAAGGCAGAUGGGCCUUACGCCCGACUCUGGCACUCCUCCUGCCCAGCAGAAUAGGGCGAGCAAUAAGAACGUGCCGACGAGGUUUCAGAUCCCGGAUGGGGCGGAUGGGAGCGAGGCUGCGAUUGAGUUGUUGCCCAAGUUGCUGAGGACGGCACAGAUACUGUUUGGGAGUAGCAGGACGUUCUUCUUUGGGUAUGAUGUUGAUGUUACGAGGAGGUUGGCGGAUGGGGGGUUGAGAGGGCUGGGGGAGAGUGUGGAGGGGGAGUAUUUCUGGAAUGGGCACAUCAUGAGACGGUUCAGGGAGGCGGGGGUGGAGGGGGUGGUUUUGCCGCUGAUGCAGGGGUUUGUGGGGGAGAGGGAGUUUACGGUGGACGAGAGCCCGGCUCAGGAGGAUGAGGGGGAAAAGGGGGGGAAGGAGAGUGUGGAGAUGAGGGAUCUGUCGCCUUCGGAGGAGAAACGGGAGGGGGAGGGGGGGAUUGGGGGGAAGAAGGGGGGUACAGAGAGGAAGUUUGUUAUCACGGUGAUAAGCAGGAGGAGUAUAAAACGGGCGGGGUUGAGGUAUUUGCGUCGGGGGAUUGACGAGCAGGGAUGGGUGGCGAAUGGGGUCGAGACGGAGCAGAUUUUGUAUGAGGUUGAUGGGGGGGAUAAGGGGAGGGUGUAUAGUUUUGCGCAAGUCAGGGGGAGUUUCCCGGUGUUUUUUACUCAGAGUCCGUAUUCGUUGAAGCCGACGCCGGUGUUGCAGCAUAGUCAGGAGGCGAACUUUGCGGCGUUGAGGAAGCAUUUCGGACGGUUGGGGGAGCGGUACGGGGGGUUGGAGGUGGUGAAUUUGGUGGAGAAACAUGGGGUCGAGGCGCCGAUUGGGGAGGUUUACGAACGGGGCGUGGAGAGGUUGAACGAGGAGUUGGUGAAGGAGGGAAAGGAAAAGAUUGGGUUCGAGUGGUUUGAUUUUCACUCGGUGUGCAGGGGGAUGAAGUUUGAGAAUGUGAGCGUGUUGUUGGGGAUUUUGGGCGGGAGGCUGGAGGAGCUGGGGAGUAGUGUUGUGGUGGAUGGGGUUGUGGAGCGAAGACAAAAGGGGGUGUUGAGGACGAAUUGUAUGGAUUGUUUGGAUCGGACAAAUGUUUGUCAGAGCUCGUUUGGGAAGUUUAUGCUGGAUUUGCAGCUGAGGGAGGAGGGGAUUGAUAUGGAAAAGCAAAAAGAUCAGGAGAAUAGCUGGUUUAAUGGGUUGUGGGCGGAUAAUGGGGAUGCGAUCGGGAAGCAGUAUGCGGGGACCGGGGCGAUGAAGGGGGAUUAUACGAGGACGAGGAAGAGGAAUUAUAGGGGGGCGUUGACGGAUGCUGGGUUGAGCUUGACGAGGUUGUUUAAUGGGAUGUUCAACGACUUUUUUCUCCAAGCCAGCAUCGAUUUUUUGUUGGGGAACGUCACCUCCCUUGUGUUUGAAGAGUUUGAAGCAAACAUGAUGACCAAGGACCCGGCGGUAUCGAUGCAAAACAUGCGCCAGCAGGCCAUUGAGCUCUGCCAGAAACGGGUUAUUGAAGACGAAGCAGAGGAGUUUAUUGGUGGUUGGGCCUUCCUCACGCCUAGCACGCCGGACACCAUCCGCAGUGCCACCUUUGAGGAGGCAGUCUUGCUACUUACCGACUCGGCCCUCUAUCUCUGCCGGUUUGACUGGAACCUCGACAAGGUCUCUAGCUUUGAGAGGGUUGACCUGGCGCAUGUGACAAAAAUUAGAUUCGGGACUUAUAUCACGAGCACCAUCUCGCCUGCGCAGGUGGACGAGCUGAGGAACGUGGGGUUGGUGAUUGAGUACAAGCCUGGGUUGACGGACGUCACGCGUGUCAACACGAGGUCGUUGUCGAGCAUGAGUGAUCACCCGAAACCGACAAAUGACGACUUUGCGAGCGCGGCGCUGUCGGGGGUGGCGGGCUUCUUUUCAGGAAAGAAUGUUGCUGCUGCUGCUGCUGCGGUGACGACGCCUACGAGGAAGAUUGCGUUGAAGGCGUUGUACAGUCAGACGUCUGCUGCUGUGAGUGGGGAGGGUGGUGCUGGGAAUGUGAAGAUUGGGGGGGAGGAGGAUGAGGAUGAGGACAUUGCGCGGCUUACCGAGAUUCAGCAGGUGGUUGUUAUCGCGGCCGAGAUUGAGAGGUUGGCGCUGUUGAAUCAGCCGAGGGAGGUGAAGGGGGAGAAGGAGGAGGGGGAGGGACAUUUGAUUGAGAAGGGGGAUAUUAUCAGUGUGGCGGAGGCGAAGAAGAACACGGGGUUGCUGGAGACUUUGGGGCACAGGGUUAAGAAGUUGGUUUGGGCUUGA